UCUCCGCGCCGCGAGGCUCACUAUCAGCUCGAGGACACUUCACGAUGAGACGACACACCGAGAAACGCUCGAGCGGCAGGGUAUAGUCACCGCUUUCUCCACGCUCAUGCCUCGCUGCCUCCAUUCAUGAUGCACCAUUCAUGCAUCCACAAGAAUGGAAGCACUUUGCGAGGAAAACAUUAAAAUAACCGGUUGUCUCGCUUUUAAAAGACGCAUCCUCGCGCGGCUUCUUUUCAUGUAGGUCAAGGUGAUGAAGAGCCCGAUUUUGUCUUUUGAGGGUGCCGCUCGAAUGUAGGGCUAAUAAUACAGGAAAAAGCCAAGCAAACAAAAGACAUCCAGCCCCCCUCCUCUGACGCACCUGGCUGCCCUGUCGCCACUUGACAUGACAGCGCAGAGCCGGGAGCAGAGCAGCAGGAUCAAGGGGCACCGACGUGCAGCCGGACGUGUGGACUCGACAAGGAGGGGAGCCUCCGGACGCACGGCGGAGACGCAGCAGCAGCCCAGGGGAGGCCGGAUUGCAGUUCCCGGGGACGAGCGCCAAGGGCAGUGCGGCAGUCAGCAGGCAGACCGGGGGGAGGAGGCUGCGGAGAUCUGUGAUACUUCCCCCCCAGGCCCCACUGCGCUCUCACCUCCAUAUCAUCCUGAGCACAUCAUGCUGGACGCUUUUAUGUUAGAUGAGUGCUGACUGUGAUACUCCCCAUCAUUUCUCUCCACCCUUUUCCCAACUAAUGAUGUGCAAUUAAAAGAUCUGCUCUCCAGGCAAGGGUGGACCCCGGAGGGGACUGAUGUGCAUACUGGCCAGGUAUCAUCUGCUCCCUUCUUCUCUGGUUUUGCUCAUUUUGCUUGUCGCCUGCAGUAUGGGCUGUAUUCAGAGCAUCGCAUGCAAGCCCCGCAUCAGACGGGAGAACAUUGUGGUGUACGAGGUUUCAGCCUCCAUCGACCAGUGUCCCACCAUCAUCGAGGAGAACUCACCGAUUGUGCUCCGCUACAAGACGCCUUACUUCAGGGCCUCGGCAGGGGUUGUGAUGCCUCCAGUGCCCCGCAAUGAGACCUGGGUGGUGGGCUGGAUCCAGGCUUGUACCCAGAUGGAGUUCUACAACACCUAUGGGGAUAUUGGCAUGUCCAGCUGGGAGCUACCAGAGCUGCGAGAGGGUCGGGUGAAGGCCAUCAGCGACUCUGACGGUGUCAGCUACCCCUGGUACGGCAACACCACCGAGACAGUCACCCUGACCGGACCCACGUCCAAACCGUCCCGCCUGACGGUCAGCAUGAACGACAACUUCUACCCCAGUGUGACCUGGGCGGUGCCCAUUAGCAACAGCAACACGCCCAUGCUGACCCACAUCACCAGGGACCAGAGCUUCAUCACCUGGCUGGUGGCUAUGAACUCCGUCACCAAGGAGCGCAUUGUGCUGCAGACGGUGCGGUGGCGGAUGCGUGUGGACAUUGCCGUGGAGCCCGACAUGCCUCUGGGCUCUCGGGCCUCGUUGGUGGGGCGUCCCUACCAGGAGCAGCCGCACAUUCUUAACUACCAGGAGCCCAUCCCUCCCAACGCACUGGGGAGGCCCAACGCCAACGACGCCCAAGUGCUGAUGUGGAGGCCGCGGAGAGGGGCGCCACUAGUGGUCAUACCGCCAAAAUAGGAGCGUGGAUUGGUUGCAAAGACAAAUUGUUCCCUCUUACAGAAAAGGUGAUGAAGCCUAUCACAGAAGAGAUGGUUUCCCUGCGCUCCUGAUGCCAGCACUCACUGAAAGAUUGAAGUGGACCAUGAAAACAAGCCAGAAUGGAUAUGGCACUGCACCGUAUCAGAAAUGGAAGUCGACUAAAAACUAGUAACAAUGGCCCAGGUGGCAUCAAUGGCUUUUUUGGCCCCAGAUCAGUUUUGGACUCCUGUAAAGAGUUCUGCCUGCUUUUUAGCCAAGAAGGAACGCUGUUUUUAGACUGCAUCCUGCAUCCUUAUGUAGAUCUUAUUGCAUGAGAGCGUGAGAGAGACACAAAGCUGUCCUUGAGAAGUUUAAGCAUUUGUUUUGUACAUUGAUACCUGAAGACAUUUUGAUUGAAAGUCAGCCAAAAAAAAAAAAAACACAGACCCUGCGGGCUGGUUAAACCUCUUCAGUGCCAACAAAGGCCUUCAACACACUCAGUUCCAGAGUUACCGGAUGUAUUCAGAGAAUUUAACAGAGACAAAGUAUUAUAUGAGUCUUUUUAGGGUUAAGAUUAACACAUGCAUCGAUCAGAUUGUAUUAAGAGCACCCACCUUGCAUAAAAGUC
Trematomus bernacchii (emerald rockcod) is the source of this 2271-nucleotide messenger RNA. It is a transcript of the gene fam78ba, whose product is annotated as family with sequence similarity 78 member Ba. The record is from RefSeq and is a predicted model, not a curated record. The transcript has 3 exons. Lineage: Eukaryota; Metazoa; Chordata; Actinopteri; Perciformes; Nototheniidae. The coding region runs from base 786 to 1643 and encodes 285 amino acids.